CCCUUUUCUUAUCUUUGUCCUAUAUGUUUCUCUCAUGGCGGCGGCAAUAUAUUGUUGGGUGUGUAAGAAGAGUACGGAGGUCCGGUUUGACAGUUCCGCCGGAGACACCGUGUGCGACCAAUGCGGUUUGUUAUUAGAGUCCCGCAGCAUCGACGACGAGAAGUAUCAAGGGAGGCCGUUUAUUGAACGUUCCGGUAACGGCGGCAGCGGCGGCGGAGGCGGCGGUGGUUCCGAUCGUGUUGAUCGGGCGUUUGCGACAAUCGCCGCCAUGUCUUCUAGGCUGAAUCUCGAUGACAAAAUUUCGAAUCGGGCAAAAGGGUUGUAUAAGAAAUUGCUUGAACAGAAGCUUUGUAAAGGGAGGAAUCAAGAUGCUUUAAUGGCUGCUUGCCUGUACAUUUCUUGUAGGCUGGAGAAAUCUCCCCGGACAUACAGAGAAAUCUCCCCUGUUGCAAACGGCGCAACAGAUACCCAAAUUGGGAACCAAGAGCAAUACAUUGUGCAACAAUUUGGGAUCGAUUUGGGUCAGAUUCGGGCCACGGAUUUCAUCCGGCGAUUCUGUUCGACAAUCGGGUUGGAAAAUCAUGCCAUUAACGCCGCCACGGAAGCAGCUGAGAAAACAGAGCAAUUUGACAUCAGGAGGAGCCCUCCAUCGAUUGCAGCAGCUCUGGGUUAUUUAGUCAGUCAGCUUUCAGAUGAUACUGAUAAUAAGCAGAAGAAGCCACUUCUUGAAGAUGUUGCAGUUAUAACCAAAGUUUCAGAAAGGACAAUUAGAAAUUGUUGUAAUGAUCUUGUUCCUCACCUUUCAAACAUGAUUCCGAGUUGGUAUGCCAAGGAAAAUAGGAUACUAAAAUUUUGUGCAGCUCUUGAUUUGUAG
Messenger RNA from Oldenlandia corymbosa var. corymbosa, 874 nucleotides. Lineage: Eukaryota; Viridiplantae; Streptophyta; Magnoliopsida; Gentianales; Rubiaceae. The record is from the annotation of a GenBank genome assembly.